Colletotrichum chrysophilum is the source of this 282-nucleotide messenger RNA. RefSeq lists its product as uncharacterized. The transcript is spliced from 2 exons. Bases 1 to 282 code for a protein of 93 amino acids. The record is from RefSeq and is a predicted model, not a curated record. Lineage: Eukaryota; Fungi; Ascomycota; Sordariomycetes; Glomerellales; Glomerellaceae.
AUGAAGAAGAACGGCGCCAAGGCUCAUUGGACAGAGUGGUCAGGCCAGACUGAUCGAGUCAACACCACACCUCGCUCACUUGAGAAGAGGAAGAGGGGGAAAAACAAGAUGGCUGUCAUCUGUCUCGUAAAAUGCUUCAUGUUGCUCGACGAACUGGCACUAUCCUGUUCUCCUCAGAACGGCACUUCCGGUGGCAAGGCGGACUUGGCCUCCCACUCGAAAUCCGUUCUCGUCAACUCUGUUGGUGUGGUGGCCCCCAUGGGAUUGGACGUCGCCAAGUGA